Molecule: messenger RNA, 1318 nt
Organism: Jaculus jaculus (lesser Egyptian jerboa)
Lineage: Eukaryota; Metazoa; Chordata; Mammalia; Rodentia; Dipodidae
Gene: Borcs8
Product: BLOC-1 related complex subunit 8
Exons: 4
Coding region: 494-823 (109 amino acids)
Cellular component (GO): BORC complex
Source: RefSeq, a predicted model, not a curated record
UUCCUCAGCCCUGGACGGUGGUCCAUGGAGCCUGGCGACUUCAUCCCGGCUCCGCCCAUAGACUUUUUUCCUCAACAGGGAACCAAUCACCUCCUCUUAAGGGAGGGUAGGACAUGCAAAUAGGCGGGACAUCUGGAAUUUAAAGGGUUGGAUACUAUUGGCGCCUCCUCCGUAACAGAUUUUGAGCAUGACCCGGAUUUAGUACCAGCAGGAUGGCUAGAGGAGAGCAUGUAUUUGAGAUAGAAUCAUCUCUUCCAGAAAAAGGGGAAUUCCUGGCUCUCCCCUACCUAGGUUGAGUUCUUUGUCCACUCCGCACGCGCCCGGGGAUUCCCUUUCACAGCCCUCUGCGGUCAGGGAGGAGGAAUGAGGCCGCCACGCAGCUGGUACCGGAACUGAACAUCCAGCGUUCAGAUUCCGCCGGGAAGACUUAGGCAGAGAGCCCAGCCUUUGGACUUCUGGUUCCGGUUCUUGCAUUCCGCGGGCUACGGUCGCCAUGGAGGAGCCAGAGAUGCAGCUGAAGGGGAAGAAAGUCACGGACAAGUUCACUGAGAGCGUCUAUGUCCUGGCCAAUGAGCCAUCGGUGGCCCUAUACCGCUUGCAGGAACAUGUGCGCCGCUCACUGCCUGAGCUGGCCCAGCACAAGGCUGACAUGCAGCGCUGGGAGGAGCAGAGCCAGGGAGCCAUCUACACCGUGGAGUAUGCCUGCAGUGCUGUGAAGAACCUGGUUGACAGUAGUGUGUACUUCCGCAGCGUGGAAGGCCUACUCAAACAGGCCAUCAGCAUCCGGGACCACAUGAAUGCCAGCUCACAGGGCCACAGGUAGCCUCUGUGCACCCACCUGUGCCCUACUCUGUCAUCAACAUUGCCAGCCCAGUUGCUCAGUGUCUGGAGAUUUCUGCUUGUCACUUGUCACCAGACUCUGAGCCCAGUGGUAUACCUGAGCUGGGCACCAGGAACACAGCUGGGGCAAAGCAGCUGGCUUCUAGGGAGAUGGCAGCCGAGUCAAUCCACAGCAGGCAGGAGCAUGUAAACUUCAUUGCAAGGGAAGCAAUGGAUUCUCCACAAUGCCGUGGGGACCAAGGCAAUGCCAAGACCCAGGAGCCUGUACUCUGAACAUGUUAGAGGAGCCUGUCUGUGUCGUAGCAAGUGAGCGAGGCAGGUGAAAGCAGGGCCUCUCCACCCGGGCCAUACUCCUCUCAAACUGAGGGAGAGUCAAAGAUGAAAAAAAUGCUUGCUGUUUUGGCACAGGAGGGGUAUGGAGAGCUAACUUGUAUUUCCUCUGUUUUUGUCAUAACUUAAUAAACAUGCCUCUGACACA